GUUGUCCAUCGACAUAAAAUGCAGUGUUCUGGAACAUGAGGAAGGCAAUGCAUUUCCUCCAGUUCUUUGUAAGCUGAUAUGAAGUAGACAGACACCUUCUGAAGUUUUGUGCAUGCUGUGCUCUUUUUUUCUUUGCUGCAACAAGAAAAGCCUUUUCUUUUAACCUGGCUUCCUUUGAAGAAGUAACUCAGGAAGCUUCAUGGCCUCUCAAGAAUCUCAACAACAAACAAACCCAAUCUUUAAGGAUUACCUCCCUGGUUCUUCUGGCCUUCCUGAACAAGAUAAGCCUGUUGAAGCCACAAGCCUCUGGAAGCAAACAUCACAUGCUCAUAACUUGCCACCUGGUCUGGAGUACCUGAAUCAGCUGGACCGGAUAAUUAUUCAUCAGCAGGUGGAGCUCCUUGAAGCCAUACUUGGCACAGAGACCUGCAGCAAAUAUGAGAUAAAAAACCACUUGGGACAAAGAGUUUACUUUGCAGUGGAAGAAAAUGGUUGCUUUGAUCGUAACUUGUGUUCAGCUAUAAGGUCUUUCACCAUAAGGAUUGCUGAUAACUCAGGCCGAGAAGUGAUUACAGUGAAUAGACCCUUGAGAUGCAACAGCUGCUGGUUCCCCUGCUUCCUGCAAGAGCUAGAAGUGCAGUCCCCACCAGGUACAAUAGCUGGAUAUGUUGUACAGAACUGGGACCCUUUUCUGCCUAAGUUUACUAUACAGAAUGAAAGCAAAGAAGAUGUCCUAAAAAUAAUUGGCCCAUAUGCAACCUGUGGCUGUUUUGAAGAUGUUGAGUUUGAGGUAAAAGUUCUCAAUGAUAUGUCAACAAUUGGCAAAAUUUCCAAGUAUUGGUCUGGAUUUGUAAACAAUGUCUUUACCAACACUGCCAACUUUGGGAUCCAGGUCCCAGUAGAUCUUGAUGUGAAAAUCAAGGCAGUGAUGAUUGGUGCAUGUUUCCUCAUUGACUUAAUGUUCUUUGAAAACUCUUUGGAUGGAUUAUAACAGGAUGACAGAAACAAUAAAAUAUGCAGAAUGCGUUUCAAAAUCCCUGGAGCUUUGGACAUGAUUUUGAACUGCACAAGCCUUGUUCCAUACAGGAAAAGAAAGGGAGCUAAUGAUGUUAUUUAUUAAAAUAUUUCUCAUGUAAAUAAUAAUUUGCCACUUACAUUUCAUAUACAUUGUAGCUAAACAUAUACUUUUCCCACAGAGCACUGUUGCUUUGGAACAGUGCUAUUCUCUUCUUUCCCUUUUGAUGUUCCUGCAUGGGAAAUCAUGAAAUAUCAGAUGAAGGCUUGCAGCAUCACUGAUGAAAGUCUAUGUUUAAAGAACCCUUUGAUGCUCUGUGAGUGUUGAUACCAGUUACUAACCACAUGAAGGUGUGUUGUGUGGGUUUUGCUUUUGCUUUUUCAUAAUUUUAGAAGUUAUUUUCUGAUUUGUUAUUUAAUUAAUAGCAACGAACUGAGUUUGAAAGCAACAAAUAUAAAGACAUCACCCAAUGGGAAAUUCAAGAUGGUAUCUAUUUAAGUAAGUUGAAAAAAGGGGAAAUUAUGUUUGCUAGUAAUUUAAUUUUAUGGCAAAGAUUUAUUUAAUGAGCAGCAGCCAGAAAUUAGGCUUCCAAAACUAGAGUGGAGAACACAAAUUCCAUUCAGAAAAUCUAGAUUUUCACUGCCUAUACUGAAGGCAGGAAAUAAGGUUUGAGAGAUGAGAGACUCAUCCCCUGUUUGCUAGAGAUGCACAAAUCACUUAACAUUUGAACUAUUUAGUGUGAAGAAUUCUUGUUCCCAUGAACAAAAAUCUAUUUUUUUUUCCCUCUUCCUAAUAUCUGGUGGUAGGUAACUUCUCAUUCAGCCUUACCUGAGGCCACUCUAGAGCAAAACACCUUCCAGGGACAGAAUUGUUCUUUCCCUUUGGUAAAGGGAAUGACAGGACUAUGCAAUAGCAGCUUUUUCGAUUUCAGGUAAGUUUUAAAUAGCUGUUCAUUCCUGCAGUAACACCUCAUAAUAUUGUACCUAAUCAUUCACACCAACAGGCUUUUACUAAUACAGGCUUCCUGUCUAGGAACAUCCAUGAUACACACAAGAGAUACAUAGAAAUGUUUUUGUUGCAAAGUAUUUGCUGUGCAAAGUUGCUUAUGUCUCUCUUAAAAACUCCAGAGUCCUUCAAGAAGCAGAACAACACCAUAAAAUACUGUUAGUAAAACCAAAUGCUGUCAUAAUCACCAGUCAGGUUCACAAGGAGAAGAUUUUACAAAUCCCCUGGAAUGCAGGAUUCUGUAGCGUGAACUGGUCUGGUAAUUCAGUUCUUGUAAAUAACCAAACACAUCAACGGAAGGGAGAGGAGAUGAUGAAUUAUUCAUAAAAAUGAAAAAGAGCUAAAUUUAUCAGGUGAUUAAUUCUCAACAAAUAUUUAGACUAAUUUUAAUUUAAUGUUCAUGGAUAUGAAUUCAAACACAGUGAAGCCAGGAAGCAGCAGCUAAUGUUCCCAUAGUGAAAUUAGCUCAGGAACGCUUAUAGAUUUAAACAGUAUGUUUUAGGUUAUAUACCAGACUUGGGUAUUUAUACAGAUUUACAUAUGUCUUGAAAAUAAUUGUGGUUAACAAGCUCUGACAAUCAUCAUUAUUUGUUAACCGUUUUGCUACCAGCUCUCACUAUAAUUCCUAGCAGCAGAUCAGGCUAGAGCCAGCUGCAGUGGUGAGCUCCAGGGAAGCACUGCCAUCUCCCCUCCCGGUACAUUUCCGUGUUCUCUACCUAUGGGCUUAGUGGGCAAGAGGCUCCCUCCUGUGGAAAUUUAUAGUUUUGCAGAGAGGUACAGAUGACUGAUGCCAAUUUGCUCUUCUCACUAGUUACACACUGGUGUAAUUCUACUAAAUUCUGUCCUUUUACUCCUGACUUAAUCUAAUGCAGACUGAGGAAAAGAGCCAGACUGCUGUUUUAAUUUAUCCCUUUAAAUCACCUUGCUACCUUAGACAGAAGUAACUCUACUGUAGCAACAGUGUUUGGUCUCAUGUAAAACCGUGUUAUUGUAUUUGUGGUGUGUGUGGCUGAACUCAGGGCCUGGUGAGAGCAGCUGGUCCUGGGUUAUCAGCCACUCUUCUUCCAGUUUCCAGCAUGACCCUUAGCAGCCAAAGACAUCUUUAAAGCAAAUGUGUUCAACCCCCACUGAAGUCAAUACAAAACAAGGUUGUCUUUACCUGCAGGGCUGAAUUUGGCCAUGAGUAUCCACAUAUGCCCUGUAGGUGAAUGAUGCAUACUUUUAUAUAUUUUUAUAUAUUGCAACCAGAUGAUGGUACUGUAUUUCUUGUGCUUAGUGACUUUGUUGCUGGUUUUGUAUGUUAAUACACAUUAUUAUUAUUAUUAUUAUUAUUAAAAAGGAAAAAGUAACAGAUGUUUAGGAAUGUAUGAAUGCCCCUGUUUACAGCCAGGGACAGCUUCUGAGACAUACAGAAACAGGCUAAGACCCUGGAUAAAACAAAGUAGAGGCGCUGGGGCAGCUCUUUCUGGAUAGAAGAACUUCCUCAGCAGCCUGAUUGACUUCGGUCCUAAGUUCAGCAUCCUGGUAUAAAUCUAGUGCCAAUGCCAGCAGUUUUUCAACUGGAAGUUCCUUCACUUAAACUACAGUUGCCAUGGGAGGGCAGGAAUUCAUGCUGCCAAAAAAUGAAAUCUUAAGUGAUAUUACUAAAGAAAAGUUAACAUACUACAAACAUUUUUUAAAUUCUGCAGUUCUACUAACGUUCUUAUUAACACCAAUGCAUUUCAUGUGAUGGAAGCUACAUAAACUCUUUACAAAACACCCAUUUCACAAUUCCCCAAUGCCAUGAGUGGCGCUACAAAGAAUUUGGUAUUCCCCAAAAGGAGAACAGAUACUGUCUAAAGCAGAGUCACAUCCUGCAUAUCUAGAAAGAAAUAUGUUUGUUCCAAUGAAAGAUAAAUUUUACUUAAUUCAGCCAAGCGACUACUUUCCCAUUUGAUGGCUAGCUGUGGAUCUGGGUAGUACAUAAUUCUUGUGUGCAGUAGGUGGCAGCAACAUUUCAUUAUUAGAAUAUUUAGCUUUCCACAAGCGUACCCAGGACACUGAUUAAAGAUCGACACGCUUUUAACCUCUAAUUGAUUUCUAAACUAAAAUGGAGGAUUUGGGCUUUGUUGCCUGAUAUUAAACCUUUGGCAUAAGAUGCUUGAUUGUCUUUAUUGCCUGCAAUUUA
Molecule: messenger RNA, 4187 nt
Organism: Oxyura jamaicensis (ruddy duck)
Lineage: Eukaryota; Metazoa; Chordata; Aves; Anseriformes; Anatidae
Gene: PLSCR5
Product: phospholipid scramblase family member 5
Exons: 8
Coding region: 200-991 (263 amino acids)
Biological process (GO): plasma membrane phospholipid scrambling
Cellular component (GO): plasma membrane
Molecular function (GO): phospholipid scramblase activity
Source: RefSeq, a predicted model, not a curated record